This is a messenger RNA of Fibroporia radiculosa, 864 nucleotides long. RefSeq lists its product as uncharacterized. Bases 1 to 864 code for a protein of 287 amino acids. The record is from RefSeq and is a predicted model, not a curated record. Gene Ontology annotation, cellular component: cis-Golgi network; fungal-type vacuole; Golgi lumen. Gene Ontology annotation, biological process: cellular response to oxidative stress. Gene Ontology annotation, molecular function: glutathione disulfide oxidoreductase activity. NCBI's taxonomy places the organism in Eukaryota, Fungi, Basidiomycota, Agaricomycetes, Polyporales, Fibroporiaceae. The transcript has 3 exons.
AUGGCGCACCGCCGCACUCAGUCCGCGCGAUUCCCGGUCAUGGACAGCCGUGCCAGCUCCCUCGACUCGUCCUUGCCGCCGCUCAGCCUCGCCGCCCUCUCCUCCCUCUCGUCGCGCAAGCCCAAAAUCUACUGGUAUCGCACCACCUUCUUUGCCCUCUCCGCCCUCGUCAUAGUCUCCAUCUACGUCCUCCUUGUCGCCCAGCCGUCGCUUUCACCCAUCCAGCGCGUCGACGCAGAUGCCCCGCACCACAUCCCGGGGCGACUGUCCUCCGAGUCCUUCCGCCUCGCCGCCUUGCGCCACAAGACCGCGGCAGGCAGUCUGGGAAACGAGAGCAAGCAAUCCACGGUGGGCCCCCAGAUCCAGCUCGACCCAGCGCAGGAGCUUGCCGCCAUCUCGAGUUUCCUUGCGAGCCUGCCCCAGAACGUGAUCCCGUCGUCCGUCGACCCUUCGCAGCCGAUCGAUGCCCAGCUCGUGCUCGACUUUGACACACGGCGGUCAGACGCGGCGGACGAGAUGCAGCGGGUCGUCGACGAUGUGUGGGCGCGAAACCCGGUCUUGCUCUAUGCAAAGUUCUACUCUCCCGUUUCCCGAGAGAUUAAGCAGAUACUCUCCGACAUGUACUUGCGCCCGGCACCCACCAUCAUCGACGUUGAUCUACGAACCGACGAAUCCGUGCUCACACCCCUUCUCUUCCGCCUCACGUCCAGUUCGCAGUUGCCCAUCCUCCUCAUCGGCGGCAAGCCCGUCACCGCGUCGAUAGAGGAGAUACGCGAUCUCCGCAGACGAGGUGAGCUCCAGCGCAUGGUCACUAGUGCCGGUGCGGAGCUCUAUGGCGCGAAGAAGAAGCAGAAGAAGCUAUAG